This is a messenger RNA of Sapajus apella (tufted capuchin), 2144 nucleotides long. RefSeq names its product glucosaminyl (N-acetyl) transferase 1 (gene GCNT1). Gene Ontology annotation, molecular function: beta-1,3-galactosyl-O-glycosyl-glycoprotein beta-1,6-N-acetylglucosaminyltransferase activity. The record is from RefSeq and is a predicted model, not a curated record. Lineage: Eukaryota; Metazoa; Chordata; Mammalia; Primates; Cebidae. Bases 281 to 1567 code for a protein of 428 amino acids. Gene Ontology annotation, cellular component: membrane. The transcript is spliced from 2 exons.
UCUGGGGGCGGGCCCCGCGGGUGCCUGGGCUGCAGGCGCAGCUUCCCAGCGCCUAAAGCGCCGCGCUGGGCUGGAGCCUGCCGGACGAGGAGCGGCGGAGCAUCUUCCUGCGCCUCCGGGCCAGACGCCCACUCCAGUGAUGUUCUUCAUUUCAAGAUGCCAUUGCAGUUCUGAUAAAUGCAAACUGAGAACGUUCAAGGCCACAACGGAGGAAAAAUCAUUGGUACUUGGAGCGUAGAAGACUGCCCUUCACAAAGGAAAUCCCUGAUUAUUGUUUGAAAUGCUGAGGAAGUUGCUGCGAAGGAGACUUUUUUCUUAUCCCACUAAAUACUACGUUGUGGUUCUUGUUUUUUCCCUAAUCACCUUCUCCGUUGUAAGGAUUCAUCAGAAGCCCGAAUUUGUAAGUGUCAGACACUUGGAGCUUGCUGGGGAGAAUCCUAGUAGUGAUAUUAAUUGCACCAAAGUUUUACAGGGUGAUGUAAAUGAAAUCCUAAAGGUAAAGCUUGAGAUCCUAACAGUAAAAUUUAAAAAGCGCCCUCGGUGGACACCUGAUGACUAUAUAAACAUGACCAGUGACUGUAAUUCUUUCAUCAAGAGGCGCAAAUAUAUUGUAGAGCCCCUUAGUAAAGAAGAGGCAGAGUUUCCAAUAGCGUAUUCUAUAGUGGUUCAUCACAAGAUCGAAAUGCUUGACAGGCUACUGAGGGCCAUCUAUAUGCCUCAGAAUUUCUAUUGCAUUCAUGUGGACAAAAAAUCCGAGGAUUCCUAUUUAGCUGCAGUGAUGGGCAUUGCAUCCUGUUUCAGUAAUGUCUUCGUGGCCAGCCGAUUGGAGAGUGUGGUUUAUGCAUCGUGGAGCCGGGUUCAGGCUGACCUCAACUGCAUGAAGGACCUCUACGCAAUGAGGGCGAACUGGAAGUACUUGAUAAAUCUUUGUGGUAUGGAUUUUCCUAUUAAAACCAACCUAGAAAUUGUCAGGAAGCUCAAGUUGUUGAUGGGAGAAAACAACCUGGAAACGGAGAGGAUGCCAUCCAAUAAAGAAGAAAGGUGGAAAAAGCGGUAUGAGGUCAUUAAUGGAAAGUUGACAAACACAGGGACUGUCAAAAUGCUUCCUCCGCUGGCAACACCCAUUUUUUCUGGCAGUGCCUACUUUGUGGUCAGUAGGGAGUAUGUGGGGUAUGUACUACAGAGUGAAAAAAUCCAAAAGUUUAUGGAGUGGGCACAAGACACAUAUAGCCCUGAUGAGUAUCUCUGGGCUACCAUCCAGAGGAUUCCUGAAGUCCCUGGCUCACUCUCUGCCAGCCAUAAGUACGAUUUGUCUGACAUGCAGGCGAUUGCCAGGUUUGUCAAGUGGCAGUACUUUGAGGGUGAUGUUUCCAAGGGUGCUCCCUACCCACCCUGCGACGGGGUGCACGUGCGCUCGGUGUGCAUUUUCGGAGCUGGCGACUUGAACUGGAUGCUGCGCAAGCAUCACUUGUUUGCCAAUAAGUUUGACGUGGAUGUUGACCUCUUUGCCAUCCAGUGUUUGGAUGAGCAUCUGAGACAUAAAGCUUUGGAGACAUUAAAACACUGACCAUUACAGGCAAUUUUAUGAAUAAUAUGAAGGAUACACAAAACGUACCCUUCUCUGGUUCCCCUUCCCUGUCAGUAAGAAUCAGGAAGAUGGUAUGAGGUCCUUUUUGGGGCGGGGACUCUAGGUCUUGUCAGAGAUGCUGCAUGGUUUCUGCAGAGCACCAUUGGCUAGAAAGGUGAUAGCAUUAAAUGUUCAUCUAGAGUUAAUGCUGGGAAGAGUGAAAGUAGCCUUGAGGCCAGAGCAGGCAGCAAGGCACUCUGGGGAGAGGACCAGGGUGUCUGGGGAAGCGCCCGAUGCAUAAGGUCAGCCUGUUCAAUGUGCUCAGGGAUUUAGCAAAAUGAAAUAAUGUGACCUGUGCCAAAACUAUUUUGAGAGUUUUAAAUGUGACCAUUUUUCUGGUAUAAAUAAACGUAUAGCAACAGAUAAUCAAAGAUAGAAUUAAUCUGUUGAUAUAUUUGUUGAAAUAGAAAUUUGAUUUUACUCUAAAUGUUUUUUGUAAAUUAUUUUCUGCUCUAAUGCUGGACUGUGUAGUGUGUCUCUGUAUGUCAUCUCAGGGAGCUUAAAAUGGGCUUGACUU